AUGAACUGGUUAAUCGGACAGAGCCACACCUUUCCCACCACGAUUUAUGUCAGGGCGAACAAUCGGGGGCAAAUACAGAUUUCGAGGCUCACCGAGCAUGAAAAAUUAACGACAGCGCAGCUGAAAGAUUUGAGUAAUGAGAUUUUGCUGCAACGAAAGCUUCGUUCGACGCAUAUUGUGAGGAUUCUUGGGAGCAAGGUCGUUGGCUCUAGAAUAUGUGUGGAUACGGAGUAUUGUCAAUUUGGAUCGAUAAGCGACAUUAUCUCAGCACAUUUUCAACACGGCCUCGAUUUGCAAGCAGUAAGCCUAAUUGCUCGCGGCGUGGCUCUUGGUUUAGAUUACCUCCACUCGAACGAAAUCGUGCACAGAUCGCUGCGUGGCUCCCACAUCCUCGUCAAUUCCAAGGGCGUCGUAAAACUCUCCGGAUUUCGCUACUCGAUUGAUUUGACGCGCCAGCGAGAGAAAAAGAAGAGCUUCAAAUAUGUCUAUGAUCCAGAAGGGCUACCAUGGCUGGCUCCAGAGAUUUUGGAACAGAAUUGCUGCGGAUUUGGGCUUUUAUCCGAUAUGUACAGCUUUGGAAUCGUCCUCUGCGAGCUACUAAACGGCAUUGUUCCUUUUUCAAACAACCCAGCGACGCUUAUCAUGCUUGAUAAGCUACGCGGCCGCCAACCAGUCGUCAUGGACAAGUCGACCAUGGAAGACGUAGAAAACGCGUACCAGGACCCAGUCUACGAGCCUUACGUGACGAGAAAAAUCCCGAAAGUCUGGCAUUUACUUGUGUCAUCGUUGACCACCAGAGCGCCUGAAAAAAGAUUGACUGCCAAGGCAUUUCUCAGAAAUAAUGGGUUGAAAUUUACGCAAGGAACUCUUGUCGAAAAACUUCUUCCAGUUCAAGCGAUGACUCUGAAUCAUUUGCGAAAUAAUGAUCCAGACUACUUCCCUAUCACAGAUGAGAUCAGAGAACCCAGUUUUGAGCAAGCCAAGUGGAUUUUUUCGAACUGA
Molecule: messenger RNA, 1002 nt
Organism: Oikopleura dioica
Lineage: Eukaryota; Metazoa; Chordata; Appendicularia; Copelata; Oikopleuridae
Source: the annotation of a GenBank genome assembly